UGGAAUUCUCUGACUCCAACCUCUCCGUGUUUCCUGCCGUUCCGUCACCAGAUACUAGCAGCAGCCCUUCUGAGGAGAGCCCUUCACCCAAAGAAGUAUUAUCGCCAACAAAAAGCUGUCGCACCAUCCUCAUCUUCAUUUCUCCGCCGGCCCCAUUUCUAUUUCUCGACGCGUCCGUCGCUCCCCCGGAUCCGUCAACCACCGAUUCCAUUCCCCCACUUACCCUUCACAACCGCCAAGCUGGACUCCUCCGUCGUCAUGUCGAAUGCGCCUCCGCCUGCGCUCUUACCGCCGCCUGAGGGCAUCUUCCGGACCUUCGAAGACCUUUUAACAUCGGUCCAGCGCGUCGCAAAAGACCAGGGAUAUGGAGUUGUCAAGCUGCGCGCCUCCAAUUACCGCGAUGGCAAGCCUACCCGCUACGACUUGGUUUGCGACCGCGGCGGCGUCAAGUACAGCAGCACCGCUAAGAAGCGCAACCCAUCGACGCGCAAGGUCGACUGCCCAUGGCGCGCAAAGGCCGUUUGUGAGGUCCAGCUGGGAAACCAGUGGCGUUUUGCUGUUCAGGAGGGCAGUCACAACCACGAGCCUCGCAUCGCGACCGCCCCUCCCGGCCAGGAAAACACCCCCCUCGCCCAAUCGAUCCGCUCCUUCACCAACAAGAUUGAUCGCCUCAACCACGACAUGAACCAAGGCUUCGUCCGCAUCGAACAAGCUCUUGACACGAUGAACAAGCGCCUAGAGAAUCUUGAGAAUCGUGCGGGAGGGUACGAGCCUCGUUUCCAGAAUAUGGAGUCGCGGUUGCAAGGCAUGGAGGCCCGUGGAAGCAUGGAGCUGCCCAUGGACGAUGUCGACGCUCGACUCCUAUCAUCUUCGGUUAUGUAGGAGAACGACCCGGUUGACGAGUCGGGCUUCGCGGCCUCGAAUGGAUCCGAGGACCAUGUAUGGGCGUCUACUGACUGACCACGCCUCGGCACCACAAAAAGCCCUGGUCACUGGCGUCCGCCCUCAACAUGCGACGGAUCAGGAAAAGGGUAACGAGCCGACAACUGUAAGAGACUCGCUUCCCGCAGAGAGUGGUUAUGGUUAAGGACAUGGGCCAGGGUAGGAUUGGCGGGACAAAUCAUGUUAUCAGGGCGUUGGACGGCGGCCAGGGCGUUUCGGACACAUUCAUCCUCAUUUUGCCAUGUUUCUAGUGCGAAGGGGCGGCAUUGGUCGCAGGUUUGGAAUUCAGGCUCUCAGAGGGUGCCUUU
Colletotrichum godetiae is the source of this 1250-nucleotide messenger RNA. RefSeq lists its product as uncharacterized. The coding region runs from base 259 to 882 and encodes 207 amino acids. The transcript has a single exon. NCBI's taxonomy places the organism in Eukaryota, Fungi, Ascomycota, Sordariomycetes, Glomerellales, Glomerellaceae. The record is from RefSeq and is a predicted model, not a curated record.